Messenger RNA from Dunckerocampus dactyliophorus (ringed pipefish), 1980 nucleotides. RefSeq names its product ras homolog family member V (gene rhov). Gene Ontology annotation, molecular function: GTPase activity; GTP binding. NCBI's taxonomy places the organism in Eukaryota, Metazoa, Chordata, Actinopteri, Syngnathiformes, Syngnathidae. The transcript has 3 exons. The coding region runs from base 109 to 819 and encodes 236 amino acids. Gene Ontology annotation, biological process: small GTPase-mediated signal transduction. The record is from RefSeq and is a predicted model, not a curated record.
AGGGCCCAUCCCUUCCGCAUCAGGGCAAAGACAACACAUCCGAUGUGAGAAGAUCCCAUCGGAAGGGGUGACUGAGUCCGCCAUCAGACGCUCCUUGCACGGCACGAAAUGCCACCCCACAUGGAGUACUUCUCCCACGAGUCCCGCGUCUCCUCCGGUUGCGGGCUAACCCGGGAGGACGAGCUGGAGCCCGGCGUCAUCAGCUGCAUGCUGGUCGGAGAUGGAGCCGUGGGCAAGACCAGCAUGAUCGUUAGCUACACCUCCAAUGGCUACCCGGUGGACUACCAGCAGACCGGCUUUGACGUCUUUUCCGGUCAGGUACAAGUUGAUGGAUCCCCGGUCAGAGUUCAGCUUGUGGACACAGCAGGACAGGAAGAGUUUGACGAGUUCAGGUCGCUGUCCUACUCCCACACGGACGUCUUCCUCCUGUGUUUCAGCAUGGUCAACCCCGCCUCCUUCCACAACAUCACCAAAAAGUGGGUCCCCGAGAUCCGCGCCUCUAACCCCGCCUCGCCCAUCAUCCUCGUCGGGACCCAGUCGGACCUCCUCCUGGACGUCAACGUCCUCAUCAGCCUGGACCGAUCCAACGUCAAGCCCGUGGCCAGCGGGCGGGCGCAGAGCAUGGCGGAGAAGAUCCGGGCGGCUGACUACAUCGAGUGCUCCUCGCUCACGCAGAAGAACCUAAAGGAGGCGUUCGACGCGGCCAUCUUUGCCGCCAUCAAGAGCAAGGCCCGCCAGGCCAAGAAGAGGAGGUCGUCGGACAGGCGCAGCAAGGCUUUCUCCAGGUGCAGUUGGAAGAAGUUCUUCUGCUUCGUCUGAGCGUCGGACUGUCCACCCUGUGGGUCGUGGACGCAACUUUUUAAUUUAUUCACAGCUUGUAGACGUUUCUCCUGAACGGAAAUGACUUCAAAGCACCGGGAGAAUGUUCUGUAGCUCCACCCUGGCCCGUGGUCUUGUUUACAUUGUUGACUGGUUUACAUGCAGAGUGUAGUCCGGCCACCACUGCAUGCAAAUGACGUCACUUUGCAUGCCUGCGUGGCGAAACACAGGGCGUCGUGCUUGAGUUUCAUCGCACGCUCAGAAGCGCUCUCGUUGUUUUCGUCUAUUUCAAAUGCGUCAGCCGCCAAGUCAAGUCAGGUUGCGGUGCAAGGUGCCACAUUCCUACGGGCUGGUAAUUAUCUCACGGGGACUUUUUGCAUUGUUGUGUAAGGAACGCGUGUGUACCUUUUGUCUUACAUGUCCGGAGGAAUAAACUAACUUUUGUUUCAGGUUAAAGGUCGGAGGAGACCACUCACCCUUUGACGUUCAGCCUCCUGUCCAGAUUGUAGCUCAGUGUGUAGCAUUUAAAACUGCGGCUCUGCUGCCCCACAAAGCAGAGAAAGGACAGUGAGAGUCGGCAUGAACUCAGUCAGGCAGACCCAUGCUGCAAAAGCGACAAAAACAGCACUAAAAAUGAUUUGUGUAAGCAAUACACUUGCUAUCGGGUAAGAAAAAAUGUGGUGGGGCACUGCCCCUAAUGCAAACAUUGUGGGACAUCUAUGCAAUUUCCACGUGUAUAUCAUUCAGAUUACGCUUCUUGUGGAAGUCAGCUGAGUGCAUUCUGUUUGUUUAAAAACAGUUUUUCUAUCACUUAUCUGCUAUCAUGCCUCACUCGCCUCGAGCCCGUGUGUCUUCUUUCCAUGUCAGAGUGAUGGGACGCAAAUAAAUGAAGUGCAAAUUACCUCCCCUGUGUUACGUAUAUUUUUAGACUGUACAAUUCGCAGUCGUCUGGUAGGAGAACUUUACAUUCAAGGAAGACUUUUUUUUUGAGGCAGCGAGUUCUGCUCUCCACGGGGAUCCGAGAUAAUCCCCAUCGCCCCAACAGGCACCUUUCCUGAACCGUCUCCCGCUCCAAGCAUAUGAUAAUUAACCCGGGGGGGGGUUGUCCAGCCUUUCUAAUGGCGGCGCCAUGCUGGGACUGCUUUUUGUGUCACUUUGAAA